This is a messenger RNA of Rhizophagus irregularis DAOM 181602=DAOM 197198, 1177 nucleotides long. The record is from RefSeq and is a predicted model, not a curated record. NCBI's taxonomy places the organism in Eukaryota, Fungi, Glomeromycota, Glomeromycetes, Glomerales, Glomeraceae.
UAAUAAAUGGGCAGUUGUUGUUCGAUGUUUUGGUUUAACACAAAAUCCAUCAAAUGGAAAUUAUUUUCUCGUAAUGAUGGAAAUGGAUAUAGAUUUAAGAAAAUAUUUACAACAAAAUCAUAAUCAACUUACAUGGAAAAAGAGAAUUAAUAUUACUUAUGAAAUAAUUCUUUCACUUUAUCGUAUUCAUAAAGAGAAAGUAAUUCAUAGAGAUUUACAUUCUGGAAAUAUAUUAUAUUCACAAUAUAAUGAUUACUGGUAUAUUAGUGAUCUUGGAUUUUGUGGACCUGCUGAUAAAUCUUCAACAAGUAUAUAUGGAAAUCUUCCUUACAUAGCACCCGAAGUUAUUGUUGGAAGAGGAUAUACUUUUGCAUCUGAUAUUUAUAGUAUUGCAAUGCUUAUGUGGGAAAUUUCAUUUGGACAACCACCAUUUAUGGAUUAUGAAGAUGAACAUAUUCUUGUAUAUAAUAUUAUUGAUGGUAUAAGACCAAAAAUUGUGCCAGGAACUCCGUUAGAAUAUAAAAAUUUAAUGAAAGAAUGUUGGGAUGCUGAUCCAUUAAAAAGACCUGACGCUUAUGCACUUGCGAUUAAAGUGAUAAAACUUAAUUUAUAUUAUCAAAAUAUGUCAGAUGAAUUAUUCAAAUCAGAAAUGGAUAAUUUAGAAGUGAAUAAAGUAGAAGAAAAUUAUACGAGUAGCAGAUUAUUUACAAGUAAAAUUCACAACUUUGGAAACCUACCUGAACCAAAAAACGCAACAGAAGUGUUUCAUAGUAAAUUGUAUGAUUUUAACAUUCCUAACAAUAUUAACGACUUUAAUAAAUCAAAUGAGCAGUAUAGUAAGAAAUUAUCAGGUGAUAGUGAAAAAUUACCCAAAGAAUUUAUAAAUUUGCAAAAUUCAAAUAAUGAUGAAAAAGAAAUAAUUCAACAAAAAAUGAAAAGACAAAAUAUUGGUGAUAUUGAUGAUGAAGACGAAGUAUAUAAUAAUCCAAAUCUUCAUUCGAAAGAACAAGAUGAACUGGAAAUUCCUGAUGGUAAGUUCUUAAAUAAAUGAAUUUUUUUUUUAUAUUUUAAAUUAUUAUCAUUUAUUUAUUUAUUUAUUUUAUCUUGGAGAUUAUUUAAACACUAAGACUACUAGAGUAGUAAAUGUUUUACAAAAUUCUUAGUUUGUAAUUUAAAU